CGAUGAUGCCACAGCAGCAAGUAUUUUGUUCAAAUUUUUGCUGUUAGCUAGUGUUUAUUAAACUACUACGCAAAAACAAAAUAAACAAAAAUAUCAUUGAAGACAAGAAAGAAAUUGUAUCAUUUAUCUCAAUUAUUAUAUAACCUAUAUUCAAUUUAAAAAAUUGGGGUACGAUGUUCUCAACGAAACAUCUCGUGAAAUCAACCUUACUUUAUGGACCGGCAGAAUUAAGCAAAUCUUUUAUGUUUGAGGCAGCAAUUUACUGGGCCGAAGAAGGACGCCGCGUCGUUUACAUUACACCAGCUCCGUUGGAAAGCCUGCCGGCAGCCUGUCACGACAGAAGUAAUCCAGCACCCGCGGCUUUCAAGCUGAUGAGAUUUAUGUACUUGGAGAAUUACGAGGCCCUUAUCGAACGACUUGUCGAAUUGCACACGUUUACAACCUUGCCUUCUGUCCUCCUGAUCGAUGACUUCGACACCUAUGCGAACGACUACAAAGAGACCGAUGCGCCUCAAGCCACACAUAUCGCCAAAUUAUGUUCGAUAAUCCUCGACGCGAUGAAUUCCUGUUCACGAAUAUUAAAAAACAGUGUGUACGUGUGCGCAUGGUCCUCCACAGCGAUGAACGACAUCAGCACCUACAUGAUAUACUUUCAGAACAUUUGGAACAUUAAGAACGAAGACGACAGCAAGACGAUUUUACUGCAAAAAUACUCGAAUGAAGCGUCCACCGAAAAAUGUCCAUCUUACAGAUAUUCCAGGCUUCAAGAUGACACGAGGGUCUUGAAACAGGUUCUUUAUGAAUCCAGCGACAACUAAAUCUACAUUAUUCAAGAAAGAUCUUUGUUGAAAAGAAUAGUUUAUAUGAGUAUCUGGAAUUUGUGUCCUUGAGACAUAUUGAAGCAGCAUGAUUACACACGUUUGUUUUACUUCUGUAUACCCCCGGCGAAUUAAACUCGCAGAGCUUCAACGGCGAUAUUACAUUUGCAUAGUGGACACGUUUCAUAGCAACACGCUAGCCCAUAUUAACCCGUCUAUUAGAACAACUUUGAUACUUGCAUCAUCCAGUCUAGUACACACGUUUCCCUAACAGCAUAAUGGAUUAGGGGAAUUCUGGAACGAUUCAUAUUUACCAGUACUUUUCUCCUUUUUGCUAUUAGUUUGUAAGAAAUGUUAAAGCUAAAGGAUAUGAUUUUUAUA
Molecule: messenger RNA, 1199 nt
Organism: Megachile rotundata (alfalfa leafcutting bee)
Lineage: Eukaryota; Metazoa; Arthropoda; Insecta; Hymenoptera; Megachilidae
Biological process (GO): double-strand break repair via homologous recombination
Cellular component (GO): Shu complex
Molecular function (GO): single-stranded DNA binding
Source: RefSeq, a predicted model, not a curated record